Chelonoidis abingdonii (Abingdon island giant tortoise) is the source of this 1979-nucleotide messenger RNA. It is a transcript of the gene ACOD1, whose product is annotated as aconitate decarboxylase 1. NCBI's taxonomy places the organism in Eukaryota, Metazoa, Chordata, Testudines, Testudinidae. Gene Ontology annotation, molecular function: aconitate decarboxylase activity. The record is from RefSeq and is a predicted model, not a curated record. Gene Ontology annotation, cellular component: mitochondrion. Gene Ontology annotation, biological process: defense response.
AGCUUCCACAUUGCCAUUCCUUUGAUAGCUUCACUCCAGGGACUAGUUGUCAUCCAUUGCAACAUGUGGGCAAAGACCAUCACUGAAAAUUUUGCUAAUGUUAUCCAUGGUUUGAAUGCGAGUCACCUGACAGAUCUAGUCAUUCAGAGAAGCAAACGGAUGAUCCUGGAUACUCUGGGAGUGGGGCUGCUGGGUACCAGCACGGAGGUCUUCCACAAAGCUAUACAAUACAGUAAAAUCUACCGUUCAGAUGUAUCCAGCACGGUUUGGGGUCACUCGGAUUUCAGACUUCCUCCUCUGUAUGCAGCUUUUGUGAACGGAGUAGCUGUUCACUCAAUGGAUUUUGAUGAUACAUGGCAUCCAGCCACACACCCAUCUGGGGCUGUGCUUCCUGCUCUGCUUGCUCUAUCAGAAGUCCUGCCUCAAAAGCAAAAAUUCUCUGGCCUUGACCUGCUCUUAGCUUUCAAUGUAGGGAUUGAAGUACAAGGCAGAUUGAUGCACUUUUCCAAUGAAGCCAGCUAUGUUCCAAAAAGGUUUCAUCCACCAUCUGUGGUUGGCACCAUAGGGAGUGCAGCAGCUACUGCUAAAUUGUUAGCACUCGAUCAGUUUAAGUGUAAAGCAGCUUUGGCUGUUGCUGCUUCUUAUGCAGGUGCCCCAAUGGCUAAUGCAGCAACACAAACCAAACCCCUUCACAUUGGCAAUGCAGCUAGGCAUGGCCUGGAAGCAACUUGCUUUGCGUCACUGGGCCUUCAAGGAAACAAACAGAUCUUGGACAUGGAGUCAGGCUUGGGUGCCUUUUAUACAGACUAUGCCCCCCAGUUUCUGCCAACUUUACAAUCUUAUUCCUGGCUCUUGGAUCAACAAGAUGUGGCCAUCAAGCGCUUUCCUGCUCAUCUUGGAACACACUGGGUGGCAGAUGCAGUCUCUUCACUAAGGAAGUACCUUGUGGAGAGUGAUGACUCAGUCCCCAUUAGUAGAAUUAAGAGAAUUGUUGUCAAAGUCCCAGAUGUUAGAUAUGUGAACAGACCUUUCCCUAACUCUGAACAUGAAGCCCGGCAUUCUUUCCAGUUUGCUGCAUGCACUACUCUGCUGGAUGGCAGUAUCUCCAUUCAGUCAUUCAGCGAUCAGAACAUUUCUAGGCCAGAGUUAAAGGAGCUGCUCAGCAAAACUAAGCUAGAGCAUCCUGCCGAUAACAAGCCUAGCUUUGAUAACCUUUACUGUGAGGUUAAUGUCACUCUUCAGGAUGGCAAGGUGUUUAGUGAACGCUGCGAUACAUUCUAUGGACAUUGGAGGAAACCCUUGAGUACAGAAGAUCUGAAGAAAAAGUUUCACUCCAAUGCUUCCAGUGUGCUCUCAGUGGAAGCUACAGAAGGCAUUAUAGAGACUGUGGAUAAUUUAGAAAAAGUAGAAGACUGUUUUGUGUUAAGUGCAUUUCUAAAAAGGGACACAGUCAACCAAAGUACGUUCAAAAAUGUGCUUACUUUGAAAAAUAAUUAACAUUUAUUGACAUACAUCCUCAUAGUUACUCCUUUAUGAGCUUAAAACAAAUCAGGAAUACCGAACUCCUAUCAUAUUGCACUCCUGUAACAUAAGCAGCAUUUUAAGUCCAGUAUUGUGGCUCUAGUUACAAAGAUUGUGUUUUGCUGUAGCUAUGUCUUGCCAAGGGCUGGAAGGAAGAUCCUGUGGUAACAGUGUCCCCCUUGAUUAUCCUUAUAUCAUUAGUAGAAAAGUGUUGGCUGCAGGCUCCACAAAGUACCACUGCUGCUGUGGGAUUCCUGUUACCAAGUUCUCUGCUAUCCUGGUGCCAGAAACAAAAGCCUCUUUCUAAAUAUCUUGCUUCUAUUAGAGGAUUUGGUAGUGCAGACCUGAAUUUUGGAGGGAUAGGGCAGUCACUGCUUCUGGGAGGGCAGCAGUUGACAGAAGGUCAGGUAAAGAAUAAGUAAUUUAUAGCUAAAAAUAUAUAAAAAUUCUAUCUAUGC